This is a messenger RNA of Trichoderma citrinoviride, 1153 nucleotides long. Its product is annotated as TBC-domain-containing protein. Lineage: Eukaryota; Fungi; Ascomycota; Sordariomycetes; Hypocreales; Hypocreaceae. Gene Ontology annotation, cellular component: mitotic spindle pole body. Gene Ontology annotation, molecular function: GTPase activator activity. Gene Ontology annotation, biological process: negative regulation of septation initiation signaling; activation of GTPase activity. Bases 1 to 1152 code for a protein of 383 amino acids. The record is from RefSeq and is a predicted model, not a curated record. The transcript is spliced from 5 exons.
AUGUCUGGUCCUCCCGCCCAAGAGGCCCCUGCUGCGCUCUCGUUCCAGCCACUCCAGCCGCCGCCGUCUCCCUCGGCUCAUCGUCGUGCCAACAGCGAUGCCACACCCCCGCCGCCGUAUCAGGCCGCCGUUCCUGCGAACCCUCGACGAACCGGCGUCAAGAAGCCCGUCUUUUCACAUGGUCACCUCUCGCUGCAGCAGAUAAUCCGCGAGGGCCCCAACAAUGGCGACUUUCUCGGCGCUUUGGAGAGCGCGAGGUGGAAGGUCAUUGACGAGGGCGUCAAGGCAGCCGAGGAUGGAAUGUCUCCAUUGAGAAUCUACGUCUGGCUAGUUCUGCUCGACGCCCCGAUCAUGUCCACAGACGAAUAUCUCGCCCUCAUCCACCGCGGUGCGUCUCCGGCCUAUGCAAAGAUUCGCAACGACACGUUCCGCACCUUGACCACCGAUCCUCUCUUCCGACGCCGUGUGAGCGAAGCCAGCCUGAUCAGGCUGUUGAAUGCCAUUGCUUGGCGGCUUCACGAUUCAAAGGAAGACGAGCGCCAGAGUCGCCCAAGCAGCAGCCACUCGUCUCUGCCUGCGCGAGAGGCCAUCGGAGGCAGUCAUUCUGGCCAGUCCCAAGCCAUGCUUGAGCCGGGCGUCUACGUGCAGGGCAUGAAUGUCCUGGCGGCGCCUUUCCUCUACGCCGCGCGAAGCGAAGCCGAAGCGUUCGUGGCCUUUCACUCUCUGCUAACGCGCGAGUGCCCCGGCUACAUACGAGGCGCCAUGGACGGUGUCCACCGCGGACUCGCCCUGGUGGACAAGGUGCUGGCCAUUGUCGAUCCGAAGCUCAGCAUGUAUCUGACGGCAAAGGGGCUGUCGGCCGAGAUCUAUGCCUUCCCCUCCGUGCUGACGCUGUGCGCAUGUACGCCGCCCUUGCCCGAGGUGCUGCGACUCUGGGACUUUCUCUUUGCCUACGGGCCGCACCUCAAUAUCGUCUGCAUCGUAGCGCAACUUACCAUUAUGCGGUCGCAGAUUCUCCAAUCUCAAAGCCCAAACAAGCUCCUACGUUCCUUUCCGCAGAUCAACGCGGAUCUCGUCAAGAGCAUUACCAUCAGCAUUAUCAAGAAGAUACCGGACGACCUUUACGAAGAAAUCGCCACGCACGCCAUGUAAC